UUCCAAUCAGUCGGAAAAACUCCACUCAGCUCCUAACUUCCUAAGUCCUAACUCCUAACUACGGCAACUCCAGCUCGCCAAUUCACAGGUGGAAGAAAAUAAAAUUAUGCCGCGAUAUAAGGAUGAACCUCCUGCUGUUCGUGUAUAUACCGUUUUUGAUGAAUCAAAGAGUUAACCAUUUGCUAAAGGUACUUGAUUGUGAGGAAUGUUCCAGCACUGGGAUGUGGUGAUGAACUAAGACAACUGUUUGCAACUUAUGGAGACGUUGUUGAGUGUAAACCUAUGGAUGCGGAAGACUGAGGCUUUCACUGAUGUGUACUGGAUCAAAUUUCAACUGAUCAGCAAUGCCAGGUUUGCAAAAAGAAAAUUGGAUGAGUCUGUUUUCCUUGGAAAUCGACUGCAGGUGUCAUAUGCUACUGAGUAUGAGUCUCUGUCUGACACAAAAGAGAAGUUAGAAGGCAGGAGAAAGGAGGUUAUGUCACGAUUGAAGCCUGGAAGAUCCAGAGGUCACGAAAUGCAGAGUAAAGGUGUUAUAACUCGUCCCUUGUCACACGGAGCUCCAUCACAAGUUCCUCAGCAAUUGGACUUAAAGCCAGGAGGCCCAGGAUGGUACGCCAAAGAAACAGAUCAGUAUUCUGAAGUUAAACAUUCGUCAAUUACCAGGGUGUCCUCUGACCAGGAUUAUUUCCCAUCCCAGUCAAUGAAUGAAACGGUUAGAAGAGUGAGAGAGAAGCUAGAUAAGAUAGAAUCAAGUUCUUCAAACACGCAAUCUGGCCCGGCUUCAAAGAAAACUAGAGUAGAUAAUCGAAGAAGAAUAUGACUGCCCUCUUUCUACUACUCCUGCAGUUUGUCGUUUGUCGUUUUUCAACUUUGUUACUGAGUGAAAUGCUCCUGUAAAAUUAGAAACUUGGUGAAAGAGGCAAACGUUUGCUUGAAUGGAGACGUGGUGAAUAUAUUUGGCGGUGCAUUCUACAUGUUACAAUAACGAGUCAUUUUACUUCAUCUUUAAUCUUGAAUCUUUGUUUAUAAGUUCAU
Molecule: messenger RNA, 1035 nt
Organism: Spinacia oleracea (spinach)
Lineage: Eukaryota; Viridiplantae; Streptophyta; Magnoliopsida; Caryophyllales; Amaranthaceae
Exons: 9
Coding region: 257-820 (187 amino acids)
Cellular component (GO): nucleoplasm
Source: RefSeq, a predicted model, not a curated record